CACCACCCACCUUCAGCAACUCGACCAUACCAACACCUUAUCGCACCCUCCCUCCUCCAACAUCCAUCCCUUUGAGACAACCGUUCAACAUGGAAGGACGAAAGUCUGGAGAAGGCAGCUCGGGGCCAACAAAUCCCAACGCCAGCAAACGGAAGCGGCCCCAACCGUCUGACAAAGGCAAAGCAAAGAAGGCAGCAAAGGCCUCCGUACGGAAGAAGCAUCCACGAGAGCAGAGACUCAAGGGAACCCAGACAACCCGGACGCUGAUUUCUCGUCUGACCAGCACCCGAGGAGGCACCCAGUCUGCCACGAACUCGUCCGGGGGCGAAUCUUCAGAGGAUGAGUCGGCCAGCGAGUCCAACGACAGUUCCGACGAUGAGAAUGGCCGCACUAAGAAACGACAGAAAGACACACCCAAUACCAACCAGGAAGCUGAAGAGGAUUGCAUCAUCGAAAGCCAAGACGAUGACACAGCCGAUGAGGAUGCCGUCCAGCCGCCCCGCAGGAUCGUGGACCAGGAGCGGGUUCAGGAAGAGGCAAAUGUGCCAGGUAUAAAAUUACCGGUAGCGGUCGGAAUAAACAACGAGGAUGGGGACCCUGUCGAGGUUGCCACGCUUGGUCCCUACGACAUGCGAAUCUGGGAGAAGGGUGUGGGCGACGCGGCCAACAAUCGAUUCUUCUCGUUGAGUCCACCUGAAGCAGUCCGGAUCCUGACCGAGACGAUGGGAACAUUUUGGAUCGUCACCAGGGCCUGUUCGAUGAUGAGCAUGUCUGGGACCCAAACUGCUGUUGAGGCUCGACUUGGAGUGGAAAUGCCAUCCUCGAAUAGCAUGCCCUUCUCUCGAGCGUUUGUGGGAUUCUCGGCUCAUUUGCUAGCAGACGUCUAUAUGAGCCCCGGCAAGGCUGGAAGCGUUGGAUCAAAGGUCGUCAAGUUGUUUGAUGAUGCAACUGGGGUCCAAUUCAAGACGGAACCUGGAUCAAAGCUGUGCGCGGGGAAUUUGAUUUGGCAUGAGAAGUGUCUGGUCCCUACAGUUAUCGGGACUAUCAAAAAUCUCAUCGAGUACGACACACCAGAAGCGAGUGACAAGGAUGCGAGGGCGGAAGCCUGGGUAUUUCUUGGGCGUGAGCAUCGUCGGUCCCUGAAAGGUCUUAGCCCUAUUCCAUACGGCUCCUGUCUCCCAUCACCUAAUGGAAGCAAUCAGCCAGAUAUGGGUUGCCUCUAUCGGGAUGCAUCAAUAGACACACACUAUAUGCUGCAGUGGCCGCCACUGGCUGUCUUGAAGGUGCCUCGUGAGAUGCUACGGAUCCUUCAGCAAUUUCUGUCUGCUCAUCGCAGGGACCCAAUGCCACUGAAUCUGGCUGUGGCGGCAACCAUCAUCUAUUUCGACUUAAAGAAGAACGAUUGGGAACCAGAGGGAUUUGUCAAGAUUCGAAAGGGGCCUUCUCCGCCUAUUCACCCUCCACCUCUAGGGGUUUUUAUCAUCUAUUUCCCCCACCUUCUCAGAUUCACGGAAGUUCGACGCCUCACUAGGGAAUCCGAGAUAAAGGCAAUGGCGGUUGACUACGAUGGAUUGGAUGUUGUUGCUUUGGCGGCGUUGGUUGCAAAAAUACAGUCUACGUCGGCAGAAGUACCUGCAACCAUGCGGGUCCCACUCCUACCUCAGUCUAUGCCAGGUUCCCAGAUGGUGUGGCCAUUAAGCGUGACGAGGGGAGAGCCGCCAUCUGACGGGCUCUCAAAUCUGUGCCUGCUCAACGACAUUCGAGUCCUCGGAAUCCCGAGUUACCACAAACGGGAUGGGAACCACAUGCAGAUGGUGGGGCUUCCGAUGAGGUGGGCAGUCAAAUGGGUGCGAUACAAUCGCCAGUGGCAACGAGUGUCAAAACAGCCUGCUUCUGCCUUCUGGCACCCUGAGAGAAAGGCCAAGUUGGUUUCCUUGACAGGACCCUUUCCGAAAAUUGGGCCUGUAUUCGCAGACCUGGAACCUGCCCUUCUAGAAGAGGAGAAGGUGCCCGAGCCACAGGGCUCCUGGGAAUGGGAUGACCCGAGCACCUACCUGAGAACCUUGUCACUUGACGGCAUAAUCGACAGGCGGCUCCGUGAAGAUAUUGCGAGGACCAACACUGCUCGGCUUCGGGUCGCCCUGGGCAGUGGUGCGUUCCCUUCGGACCUACGAUUUGAUGAGGAUGAUUGGCUUCUCCACUGGGCAGGAAUGGGAUCCGCCGUGACAAGAGCUGCUGCAAACAACCAACUUGGGAAGAUGGCCGCUGCUCCUAUCAUCUGGAAACCACAAGAACAAGUCGAGCCCCGAGUCGUAGUGGACUUGACGGGGGUCCAACCACGACUUUACGCAACUAUCAGAGAGCUUCUUGAGCCCGGUGACCCAGUGGGGUUGGUCACCCUCUUUCAAUACCUGCAGGACCUUGCCGCCGAGAUCUUGGGACCGCUUCAGCAAAUCGUUGAGUUCGUCGGUCAGGAUGAACAUGGCGAGGCAAAGCAGGAAGAGAUUGAGAAACUGCUACCCCGAACGGUAUUGAGAUUCUUUGGGGCUAUCGAUUUUGAUGAAGGGAUGCCUCCGGAUACGUCGCAACAUUGGCACGAGUUUACGAAGAACUGGACGGAUCCCGAAAAUAAGAAGAUCAGUCAAUUGGUGAGCAUGAUGAUAAUGUUUUGGGGAAAUACUGGAUCCUGGAGCGUCGUUAAGCCUGUUAUGGCUUCACUGAUGGCUAUGCCAAACAUUGAGGGAGCAUUGAGAGGAGGUCUUCGAGCGUGGGACCUUGCGACGGUGGAUAUGGACGUGGUGUUGGCAGAGAUCAAGGCCAGUGAAGAGGCGAAGAAGAAUGCGGAAGCGGAGUCGGACCCAAACGCCACCCAGGAACCCCGACCGAGACCUGACGGAGAGUCUGCCCAAAUUAUGACCAGUCCUAAGCCAUCUGGACAGGGAGUUGCCGAGGGAACCGAGACGGAGGUUGGAGAGGCUGUGGAGGGGGGAACCCUGCCAGGAAAGGGUGUUUCCAAGGAUUGAGGAUAGAAGUUUGCUGCGAAAAGGGUUUCUUUGUCUGCAUUUAUCUGGGGUUACGUCUCCCUUACUGGGAGGCAUUAGAAUAGUCCUGGGAACCAGCAGGUCAGUAUUGCUGAGUAUUUGGGGUGAUGGUUAUGGGUACGGUGCAUCAUGCUGAGGGUGUCGGUACCGUUAUUAAGCAGGACGUGCUUACUGCUGGGACGGACGAAUCGAAGGCAAAGGCAGAGAUAGGUUCCUGGGAGUUAUUUUUGAGAAUACCGUCAACGCGGUAUAUAGAUGCACUGGGUCGGGAGAUAUUACAGAUACAUCCAGUAGCACACUGCAUACAAGUAGGCGCAAAAGUCGUUCAUAAGUGUUUUCGCCUGCCUCACCAAGAGCUGCAGCAGUUAC
Ilyonectria robusta is the source of this 3410-nucleotide messenger RNA. RefSeq lists its product as uncharacterized. The transcript is spliced from 3 exons. NCBI's taxonomy places the organism in Eukaryota, Fungi, Ascomycota, Sordariomycetes, Hypocreales, Nectriaceae. The coding region runs from base 90 to 3023 and encodes 977 amino acids. The record is from RefSeq and is a predicted model, not a curated record.